Messenger RNA from Colletes gigas, 1169 nucleotides. RefSeq names its product cholecystokinin receptor-like. The transcript has 4 exons. The annotation marks the transcript as partial. The record is from RefSeq and is a predicted model, not a curated record. Gene Ontology annotation, cellular component: membrane. NCBI's taxonomy places the organism in Eukaryota, Metazoa, Arthropoda, Insecta, Hymenoptera, Colletidae. Gene Ontology annotation, biological process: neuropeptide signaling pathway. Gene Ontology annotation, molecular function: neuropeptide receptor activity.
AACAAGGUGCGUAUCCAGCGAACAAGGUUCUCCAGGAUUCUCGCCGGGAAAUGUCAAAGAUCGGAUUUUUCCCAUGAAUCGCGGAUACAAAUACGGUCCAAUGGGAGUAAUUACUCGGCCAAGGACAUCAGCGAGGACCAGCAAGAGUGUCCACUCGGCAGGCAACACGCGAUACGCAGUAAUUACGUUGGCAAGAGCAUCGAAGCGAAAAAAAAGGUGAUCAGGAUGUUGUUCGUGAUCGUUCUCGAGUUCUUCAUCUGCUGGGCGCCUCUGCACGUGAUCAACACGUGGUACCUCUUCGCACCUAAGUUGGUCUACUCAGUGGUCGGGAGCACAGGGAUCAUCCUGGUUCAGCUACUAGCCUACGUCUCCAGUUGCUGCAACCCAAUCACCUACUGUUUCAUGAACAGGAAGUUCCGUCAGGCGUUCCUUGGCCUCUUUGGCUGCCAUCGUUGCUGGAGAGUUGGGUGCAGGAACAGUGAUGUGGCGAUGACGUCCACGAGGAACGCGAUACAGGGAGCGAACAAUAGCGAGUUGAGCGGGAACGAGUCCACGAUUUACCUUGGGAAGGCUUCCCUCGUCGCCAGAUCCGAGGUGGUGAGGCUUCUGGAGGAGGAAGAUCGCGUCUAGUAUAGGUCGAACGUUCCCAGCAGCGAUAUAUCGCGAGCAAACGUGAUGCUGCUGCAAACCGGUAACAAACACGACGACUAUUUCUUAAAGAUAUCUUGGCAAUCGUCCAACGACAGGGUCACUUUGCCUAAAAACGAGAAACGUAUCGCGAAUUACGAUGCACAGUCAUGCUCAUCGAGAUCGUCCCGCGCGAAUCUCAAUUUCCUGUACGGCUGAUAGCAACGUGUACAUAAUUCCAGACAGAAAAUCGAAUUUUUUUUAUCAACUCACUCGAAAUGCUGGAGAAUUGAUUUCUCUCGUAAACCUAAAACUUAUCGCGUUAUUUUAUUUUUUAACAUCACUCUGUGAAGUUACGUUCGACCAUCCAGCGAGCAGUUCAGCUUCCUUCGUAAGAAAGGUAAUAGAAUUUUUAUAUUUCAUAACCCCGGAAUUAAAGUGUGACAACAAAGGAAUAGAAACUAUAAUAAAAAAAAUCAUUUCGUUUAUAGGGAUCGCUAAAAAGUUCCGUGCUUUAAUAUCGAGCCUCGAAAAAUGUUCAA